UGAGCUUAGUCUCUCCUUUGAGAAGUCUAUCCCAUUGCUAAAAUUUAAGGGGCAUAGGAAGCAUAAAAGGAAGGAAAGAAUGCUGCAUAUCAACAAAAAUUACAAAAGAGUUAUCAGUCCUAAGCUUCAACAAAGUGAGGAGAUAGAGGAGCCUGCGUCUGUGCUGCUUAAGAAAGCCUCAAGUCCAACGAACAAGACUUUCAGGAUCAAAAAUAGAGCUAACAAAUUCAACAGAUGGUGUAAAAAUUUCAUCUUCAUGCCGAACUCCACGAUCGACCAGAAAAAUUUGAUGAAAGUUAGCUCUUUUAAUGAGAAACCAAGGAUGGAGCAUGGGCCUUUCUCACCAAAUGUGAUCAGGAAAGGCAUGACAAAGCUGAUAGAUUUCUCAAGUAACAAAACUAUUCAAAAUUUGCAGCCACUGUCACCAAAAUUGAACUAUUUUCAAAACAUUCGGAUGAAUUUGAUUAACAAGGGAAAAUUGCAGGGAUGUUUUAACAAUACUUCACGAGUAGUAUCUCCUCUUGAGUCAAAUAGGAUUACUAAAAUCACUUCGCCUGACAAUACUUAUCAUCCAAAGGUUAACCUAAGGACAAGGAAUGCUCAAGGAUGUCUGCGGGUAAAAAAGAGUAAGAUUCAGUCAGGAUGCUCCAGAAAUAACAGAGGGCUCAAAGAUAGUCUAUUAUUCUGAUCUCUGUAAUAAUCU
Moneuplotes crassus is the source of this 703-nucleotide messenger RNA. The record is from the annotation of a GenBank genome assembly. Lineage: Eukaryota; Ciliophora; Spirotrichea; Euplotida; Euplotidae.